AUGGGCCACCAAUCCUGCAGGAUGUCUCCAGCCUCCCUCUCCACCACAUCCUCAGCUUCUUCGCUCUCACCAUCGUCCAUGCAAAAGGGAACAAACGAAGUGUUUACGGCCGGAGCCCGCGUGCUGUACCAGCAGCUACCGCACGCGCCCUACCACCAGCUGCCACCUGCCCCUUCCAAUCGCAUUUACAAACACUACCAGCAACAAAAAGUGGUCUCUGUCCCGGCUAAUUGCGCAGUCGCCAAGAGGAGGGGUCCCUGUAAGUGCUCGCAGUGCGAUCCCAAUUUCUAUACGAUUCCGCUAAAUAUUUUGUUGAGUGGCGAGGUGGAGUACGUGUGCCGGGAUUGUCAAUUCUCGACCCCAUCGUACCGCACGGUUCAGCAGCAUGAGAGCACGAGUGGACAUCGUCGUUGGUACAACUACCCGCAGGAGACAGGUAACGCGGACAGAUGUAAUGGGGGCGACAAAGGGAUAUAG
Molecule: messenger RNA, 477 nt
Organism: Kickxella alabastrina
Lineage: Eukaryota; Fungi; Kickxellomycota; Kickxellomycetes; Kickxellales; Kickxellaceae
Exons: 1
Coding region: 1-477 (158 amino acids)
Source: RefSeq, a predicted model, not a curated record